Brassica rapa (field mustard) is the source of this 1799-nucleotide messenger RNA. RefSeq lists its product as uncharacterized. The record is from RefSeq and is a predicted model, not a curated record. Gene Ontology annotation, biological process: positive regulation of SREBP signaling pathway. NCBI's taxonomy places the organism in Eukaryota, Viridiplantae, Streptophyta, Magnoliopsida, Brassicales, Brassicaceae.
UGAUGAUAAAGUACUCCGUAUUUCAUUUUCUAUUAAUUAAUAUUUACAGGAACUUGGAUCAUGACUGCAAACCUCCGAUGCUUUUUUAUAAUCAUUAGAUUUUCUUUUUCUGGGAAUCAUCCUUAGAUUUCCUUACAAAAUGUUGAAAGUAACAUGAUUACAUCAAGUAAAAAACGGUUUUUUCUUACCUCGACAUUUACUAAAAUUCAGUUUAUACCUCUAGAUUGGUAAGUCAGUCUAUUACAUACCUCAACUCUUUAUUUCUUUUAUUACAUACUCAAACUUCAAAAUUUUAAUUAAUUUCUGUAUUGACCGAAAAAUCACGAGUGAACCAGCUGAGGUAUAAACUGAAUUAACAAGUGUUGAGGUAUGAAAAAAUUGGUUUUCCUUACAUUAGUAGAUAGUAGAUCUUAUUAAUACACUAUUUUGAAAAUCAGGUUUUAAUUUUGAUUUGAAUUCUCUAAUUAGAGAUUUAUUUUUGACUAAUUAAAUAAAGUAAAGUACGAUUAUUUACUUUUUUUACUUGUAUAUUUCUUAUCAUAAACUAAAACAAUCUCAAUUUGAUUGCUCGUAGUCGGAACUUGAUCUGGUCGGAAGAUUUCGUUCUUUCUUCGACAAGAAUGUCGACAUCUGGGUUUAGUUUGUUCCUCGGUCUUCUACAACUCGUGGGUUUCUUACUUCCGUUGAGAACAUAUGCAAUUAGGAAGGACAUCGGAUUCUUAGAAGAGAGGAUUUGCAGAACAACCGUACAAGGAAGGUAUCUGAUCUCUGACGAUGAAGGCAAUGUGUGUAAUGCUCUGUCUUUGGAUUCUCGAACCCGUUGCUGUCCAUUGAAAGGAGAAAGAUUCUCUUGUCAUGGAUGCAACAUACUUUCACAAUGCUGCAGCUCUUAUGAGUUUUGCGUUUCUUGCUGCUUGAAUCCAACUCGGACGAUUCUCGAGAAGGUGGUUAAGAUAAAAGUUGCAAAGCCGGCUACAGCAGGGACAUACAGGACCGUAUUUGAUUUUUGUGCCGGGAGAUGCCGCCAUAGUUCUGAGAGUGUGGUUCAUGAAAAUGCAUACCACAGCAAGUUUCACCAUUGUUUUUCUCUGACGUCAAAUGCUUCAGGGGCAAAUCUUACACAAGUUGAAACAAGGCUUCUUGGCAUUGACGUUAUUGUCGGAAGGCAAGGAGAUUCAUGUGAUGCUGUUUGCAAGUCACGUGGACAAUUGUGUGUGAUGAACAAACUCUCACUUUUAAACCAAUGUGACGUUAUGCAAAGAUACAUGACUUGCAAAGGCUCCUGUUUAGCAAGUGCCGGGGCUGACCAGCCUGCUGAAGUUGCAGAUGACGCACCCAGAGAUUUGUAUCCAGGCGCGUGUUUGUAUAGCCGGACACAAUCAAUGCUUUCUUGUGACGGUUCACACCAAUACACCCGACGACUCUGCCCAUGCGCCUAGAAACUAAAUGAGAGAAAGCAUCUGUCCACAUCAAGUGUAACGUGUGUGGCCUACAUUUGAGAAUAAACUACAAGGCUACAGAAGCAGCAACGUACACAUUAGAUGUUUUUCACACAUUGAACAGAGCCAAAACCACAACUUUGUAUUCAUUCAUCAAAUCAGCAAAGAAGACACAAACAAGAGAAGGACUUGGACAGCUGGAGUUUGAAGUUGUUUCAGAUUUGACCUGUCUGAGAACGAAUAUCUUCAGAACUUAUGAAUUUGAACAUUCAUCAACCAAGAAAGACUUUUGGUUUAUAUUCAUUAACUAAAUGACUGUUCAUACAUUCAUAAUCAUAAUCCAAAUGAAAAUCAAAGACA